Messenger RNA from Naegleria gruberi, 345 nucleotides. RefSeq lists its product as uncharacterized. NCBI's taxonomy places the organism in Eukaryota, Heterolobosea, Eutetramitea, Acrasida, Naegleriidae. The record is from RefSeq and is a predicted model, not a curated record. The coding region runs from base 1 to 345 and encodes 114 amino acids. The transcript has a single exon.
AUGAGUGCUUUUGAAUUUGCAUCUAUUGAGAUAAAAAAUAAUAGAGAACUUGUAAUGGAACUAGUUAAGAAAUGUGGAUGGAUGUUUGAAUAUGCCUCAAAACAACUAAGAGGUGACAGAGAAAUUGUAACAGAAGCUAUUAACCGACAUGCUGACAUUGUUUAUAAACAUGUAUCAAAGGAAUUAAGAAAUGACAGACAGUUGGCAAUGAUAGCAAUUAAAAACCAUGCAAGUUUACUUGCAUACGCCUCAGAGGAAAUUAGAAAUGACAAGGAAAUUGUAAUGGAAGCUAUUAAGGGUAAAAGAGAAACGCUCAAAACACAAAUCCAACUGCAUUUUCUGUAA